CCCCGUCAGUCGCGCGGUGGCAUCGGUGGAGACGCGCAGACGCCCCCGGUUCUCUCUGGUCGGCGGCAGAGACGGCGGCGACCCGAGAGCAGGCUUUUUGGGGGGCGGACUCCUUCGCCCCUUCGAGUCCCGUUUCGCGGGCUGUCGGAUGAGUAGUGCGCGUCCGGCCGCGAAAGGCGUGCGCGGAUUGUGGAAGCUCCCAGUCUGGGAGGCUUUUGAUUUUUUUUUUCUCGCGAUAUUUGACGUGUGCUCGUGGUCUCGACCGUAGUUUCUGACCGUUCUCGGUGGUGCCCGGCGAGGGUCGACGUCGUCCGAGCCUGAAGUUGGUGUGAAGUGCGUGAGCGUUCUUCCUAUCCGGGCCUGUUCGUUGGCUAGACUAUUUCGUAGUUUCGGCGAGCCACCCUCCCAUAACAUUGUGACAUCGCUUGGCAGACAGGCACAACAGCAAUGUACAGUGCUGGUCGAGUGGCGGAAGCGGUGACCCUCAUGAAGUGAUGUUGGUACGCUUCUAGCUGUCAGCCAACGAGUCCAACCAAGCUACUCUCUCGUCCUCCAAUGGAGCCUACAGGGUGGCAACGCCGAUCCGGUGCAAAACACGACACUACACACGGAACUCCGCAGAGACAGACACCACCACUGACUGCCCUCGUCCCGGCUCCAACAGAAAGCCCGGUCACGUGCACAUCUAGCUUCUCGGAAUGUGCAUUAGCUUGUCGCAAAGCGUCCCCAAACACCAAAAGACGCUUCGCCGCCUUUCGGCCGUCGAAGAAUUUGGCAGAGUCUGUGUUAUAAUCGUUGAGAACCUGGCCGUUUACCAACCAACUCGCGAUCUGCUAAAUCAGCGAAGCAGAAAGGAGACCGGACAGUAUGGCGACGGAAACGGGAUCUCCGACUCCCGUCGCUUCUUCGUCGGGACUGAGGGCGACGACCCCUCCCGCAAUUUUCGCACCAUCGGACGAAAUUCAGGCCGACGUCGAAGAAGAAGCUGUGGACGAGGGGAACGGUGGCGCGUCGGGCCGUCAGCAGCAGCAGCUUAAAACGAAGCAACAGCAGCAAGGAAGGUCGGACAGCUUCGGACGUCCCGAGAGACCAUCGUCGCGGUCCGAUCCCCCGCGGCAGCUGAGCAGCGCCGAGCAGCGCAUCGCGGCCGCCAUACGGCAGCACUACUACCCGGAGGGCGGCUGGGGUUGGGUGGUGUGCGUCUGCGUGUGCCUUGUCAACGCCCUCAGCUGGGGCAUGCAGCUCAACUACGGGGUCAUGCACGCAGCGGCGGUCCAGCAGUUCGGCGAGGAGCACGCCUCCGAAGCACCCUGGCUGGGCUCCGCUUCGCUGGCCUCGUCGCUGUUCGUGUCUCCCGUGGUGGUGGCCUGGUGCCGGCGCAAGAGCGUCCGCCUCACGGCCAUAGUCGGGGGCCUGGUGGCGGCGCUGGGCUGCCUGUUCUCGUCGUUCGCGUCCCAGCUGCACCAGGGUCUCCUGAGUCAGGGCCUGGUGCUGGGCCUGGGCCUGGGCAUGGCGCGGGACGCCGGCAGCCUGGUGCUCGGCCAGUACUUCAAGCGACGCCGCCACUGCGCGGAGGUGGCCGCCUGCGCUGGCACCGGGCUCGGUGCGGCGGCCGUGGCCGCCUUCCUCCAUUCGGCGCUCGGUUCCCUGGGCUGGCGCCACGGCCUGCAGGCAGCGACGGGCCUGCUGUCCCUCAACUUCGUGCUGGGCGCCUUCUACCGGUCGGCGUCCCUGUACCACCCGCACCGGCGCGCCAUCGUGCACUUGAAGAACCAGCGGCGCAAGAUCAAGGAGAAGCAGCCGUGCGCGGAGAAGCCGCCCUUCUUCGACUUCUCCGUGCUUCGCACCCGAACGCUCAGGGUCGUCAUGGUGACCUCCGCUCUUGCCGCGGCCGGACUGUACACGCCGUUCUUCUGUCUCGUUCCGCUGAGCGCAGCCGAGGGCGUCCAAGGAGCGUGGGCGUUGCAGGCCCUCCUGGGCCUCGCAACCGCGGGCGGGACCGGCGUGGCCGGACUGCUGCUGCUGCGGCGCCCGACGCAUUGCGCGCUCAGCCGGCGCUGCCUGUGCCAGCUGUCGCUGCUGGGCGCCGGCCUGGCCAUGCUGGCGCUCGGGGCGCUGAACGGCUUCGCCGGCUACGCGCUGUUCGCGGCCGUCUACGGCGCCAGCGCCGGCGGGGUGGCCUACGCGCUGCGCAUGCUCGUCUUCGAGCGGCUGAGGGCCAGGCACUUUGGCCGCGCCUGGGGAUUCGUCCAGUGGGCCCAGUGCCUGCCGGUCUUAGUAGGGGUGCCCGUCACAGGUUACAUCAACAAGUCGAGGCAGGAUCCGAAAGCGGGCUUUUAUUUCUCGGCAGCGUGCACUUUCGCCGGGGCCACGAGUCUCUUCUUCCUGCCGGACGGCCGGAGAGAGUCGACUCGUUGCAUCCACGCUCCUCACCAGCACAAGCUGCCGCCCCACCACUACCACAAUCACAACCACUCGCUCGAUGCCCCGUGCUGCGAGUGCCAGUGUCCGCAGCACCGACACCCGAGUGCUAGUGAGACCCCGAACAAGGGUAGCUUCGAGCACGCGGACAACGCCGACGCCGACGCCGUAGUGAUCAGGACGCCCUGCGCCUGCAGCCGCAGGUCUCUGCUGUCAUAUCAGAGGAGCACGUCGUGGUCCACUUCGAUGGAGUACCUGGACCAGCCUCCGGGCCUGGGCGGUGUGUUUGCGCCGGACGCAGACUGCCUCGACGACGAGCUGGCCGAGAUUGUGCGACGGCCGGAGCUGCUGCAGUUUAUCGCUGACGAGCGACUAGUGGUAGACGUUAGCGCCCGCUGCGCGUCGUGUGGUGGUGUGGUGGCUGGACCACUGUGCGACUGCGCCCCAUCAACCAGAGACAGAGCCGUGGUGUCGCCUAAAAAGGCGCACGCCUCGCGAUGCGUCCACGAACCGCUGGUGUUCCGCUCAACCAUGGCUCCUAUUGAAGAAGUGACCAGCACCGUAUAAUCUAAUAACGUACAGAAAGCGUAAUGCCAGUGAAUACAUCUUUCGUGGGUCGACACUGCGGUUCAUUAAAGUGUCGUGAUCAUUUCCAUGCAGCUCGGGAACUAAGGCCAUAGAGUCGUCGUCAAGGUUGAAGGGAUGCAGGUUCCGAUUUUCAGCCCAGCGUUAGCUUGCAGCUAAUGAGACAGCACAAUGAGUUCAUUGCGUAUGCACCAGCACAUGUAUGAAAGGAGAAAUCAGAAAAAGCCCCGAAAAGGCGUUCAUCCCGGGUUCGAUCCCCGGACCAGGACAAAUUUUUCUUCAACUGCAAAACUUUAACAAAAAAAGUCCGCCUCACUUCGAACCUGUGAAAGGGGAUGUAAAGCGAAGCUGUUGCCGACGUUAGGCAAACACGUAGAUGACGUCACACAACCACCACGCCCACAAGCGGCGUACGUCACGCGCGCACGAACGUGUGCGCGAGUGCGGCUACAUCCUCAUUUUUCAAGGCCCUCCACGAAGCGCAAGUACAUUAAUCAAGAAAAUGAAUCUGUAAAAGUUAAUUGCACCAGGGAAUUCGUUAAGUUCGACUUACACACAACCUGCGGACAUGACAGCGACGGAUUGUAAUUCGAAUAUACGAGGAAACAUAAUUCUGUUACGCGCAAGCUCAAACACAAAGCCGUCCAGCUGCCGUUUGUUUUUGGGUGAGCACCCCACGAAAAAUCCCGACCAACUAGAGGCCAACAGCUUCGCUGUAAAACUUAUAUGCGUUUUCUUCAUAGGUUAGCGUUACAGUCGGGUGGAUGACAAUUCUCCCUUUCAGGAACCUCAUCUCCACUUUGCGUGUUUCCGCAGAGCGGCAGUAAACCUGAAAUGCCGACUGCGUGCCCACGCUCAUAAAAUAUUGAGCUGUCUGGCAGAUUCCCCCCCCCCCCCCCUGUUUAAAUUUUGCCACCGACUUUACAGGCAGAGAAGAUAAACGCUCAGCUUCGUCCGCGUUGCGUGCAUGUCCCGCGUUGUGCCGAAUCAAGCCGGUCUUGACCUCUUUUCUACUUAAAGCGGCCUUCUACGGCGCUGUUCACCACCGCUUGGACUUCGCUUCUUCGGUGAAAGGAGUGAAAUUUAAUGAUUCCCACUCACGAAGUUGUACAGCUAUCAACCCCGACCGGUCCUAGUUCGCUCCAGAAAGCCCACUUACUGUGCCGUCAUGUGUUCUUUUUCACUCAAGAUGGGGUGAUUGCCGGGGUUGAUGUACGGAUCGCUGUGGUCUCUGCUGUUGUGUACUUUUCUCGUACCCACAAGUUGGGUGGUUUGUUGUGAACACUAUUUAUAAAGAAUCACUUCUAUCGCCAUUUUUACUGACACUAUGCGUAUAUGGUGGCAACGCCACUCACGUCUUUGUACCGUAAUCGACGUACAAAUAUUUAACAGUAAUAUAUAUGUAAUACCCGCUAUUUUCUUUCAUGUACAGGGUUUCUAACCUUUGGUAACGACGCUGUGGGAUAAUAAUGAGUCGCUAUUCAGACGUAACACGCCAUGUGCCAAAUGAACGGAUAACCGUAGUCCUGUCAGAAUAUCGUGAGGAAAAGCCACCCCACCGAGAAAAGAAGCAGUUCGUUGAGUCAUUUUGCUCGUACUGCCUUCUUGUACUUUUUUAAAGUGCUACAGCGCUGGUUGGGAACAAACAAACAGGCACACAUACACACGCGCGCGCGCACAAAGAAAGUGACGCUGGUGAACAACGGAAAAAUUGCUACCACGCUGUGUGCGACGUUUUUCAAUGCGCAUGUCUAGUUCUCCACUCUCACUGACGGUUUUGUUCCUGUGCUCUGUAACUGUCAUGAUGUUGUAACUACAUGAAGCCCCACCGAUUUUGUCAAUAAAGACACAAAUAAAAGCGCAA
Molecule: messenger RNA, 4870 nt
Organism: Dermacentor albipictus
Lineage: Eukaryota; Metazoa; Arthropoda; Arachnida; Ixodida; Ixodidae
Product: monocarboxylate transporter 13-like
Biological process (GO): transmembrane transport
Cellular component (GO): membrane
Molecular function (GO): monocarboxylic acid transmembrane transporter activity
Source: RefSeq, a predicted model, not a curated record